UGUUUCUCAUUGGUAUUUUUCACAGUUUCUAUCUCGAUCUGUGUGUUUAUUAUUUUUGAUCACACGAAAAAAUACCGAAAAUAAUCCGUCAAGAUGUCCAUGUUGAGAACGACUUUGAAUUCAAUUGCUCGAGUACCAGAAUCAAAACAUUUCAUUCAAUCAUCGAGAACAUUUUGGUUUGGACGAGAUAAGGUUCGUUUUCCAAAAGAUGAUGAUCAUGCUACUGGUGAAGAACGUUUAGUUCGUAUGGCCAUUGCUAGAGGCAACAAAGAUCCAUUCGAUCUUCAAGAACAAGUUCGUGGACCAGGAACUAAAGAUAAUCCAAACAUAGUAAAAACAUUUUCCGGUACACGAAUGGUUGGCUGUAAAUGUGAAGAAGAUUCUUCUGCAAUCAAAUAUAUGUGGCUACAUUUAAAUGAACCAAAACGAUGUGAAUGUGGAUUCUGGUUCAAAGCGGUACCAGCUGAGAAAUUUUGGGAGCAAAAAUGAAAAAAAAAUGUUUUUAUUGCUAACACAAACAAGUGAAGUAGCCUCGAACUAUUUGUAAACAGAAAAAAAAUCUAUAACUUUUAGUC
Molecule: messenger RNA, 575 nt
Organism: Dermatophagoides farinae (American house dust mite)
Lineage: Eukaryota; Metazoa; Arthropoda; Arachnida; Sarcoptiformes; Pyroglyphidae
Product: cytochrome c oxidase subunit 5B, mitochondrial
Biological process (GO): mitochondrial electron transport, cytochrome c to oxygen
Cellular component (GO): mitochondrial envelope; respiratory chain complex IV
Source: RefSeq, a predicted model, not a curated record